CGCAAACAUGACCAAAAUGUAAACAAAGGGGGCUGCAACCGACAUUUGUACGGAUUAUCUCUUUUAUAUUCUUUUAAUACGGAUUUUUGGCAUAAAAUGAAACAAUUCAAAACGCUGGCUAGAGAGAGCAGCAGAUUGCUGUGUCUGUCUGCCAAUCUACGGGACUGUCCGCUAAGGGGAUCGGGGCUCGGAAGGGAUUAAUCGCACACCCUUGCCAACGAGCUUCUUUCCCUCUGUGGAUCAAUUGCAUAACCGUGUUAUUAUAUAAAUACAUCCCCAGUAAACCGUAAACACUGAACGUUUGUCAAGACGCCGAUGAAAGGAGCUGAUUGCGCCGUGAAUGGGUCAUCAGGGGAGCUGAUCCUCGUCUGCUCCCACCACCACUACUCCUGCUGCUGGACUGACCGCAGUCAUCUGCUCGCAGUUCUCAUCUUCCUCCUCCGCCUCCCCCCUCCUCCUCUUCCUUCUGUCUCUGCAGGGAGAUAAAAGCCAAGGUCCAGUCAGAGUCUUGACUGGCUGCAAAAGGCGCGCCCACUGCUGGUUGCGCACUUCUUGGAAAAGAAAGUGUAUACCUGCUCCGAUCCAGUUUCAACCGAGCAUCCGGAGAGAGAGGGGGCUUUCAUGGGAAGGAUAACGUACGGAUUUAGGAUUCAGCUCCUUGAGUGAAUAACUUUUGAGCAAAUAGUCGUGCAGAGAUGUCUCUUCAGAGGAUUUUUCGUGUGGUUAUUAUGGGACCUCCGGGGUCGGGGAAGGGGACGGUGUCUGCGCGCAUUACCAAAACUUUUGGACUGCAACACAUUUCUAGUGGGGACAUUUUGAGGGCCAACAUCAACGCCAAAACCGAGCUCGGUCUGCUGAUGAAGUCCUGCAUUGAUCAGGGUCAGCUGGUACCCGAUGACGUCAUGUCUCGUCUCAUUCUGAGUGACCUGAGAGCGAUGGACCACAGCAGCUGGCUGCUCGAUGGCUUCCCUCGUACAGUAUCUCAGGCCGAGGCUCUGGAUGGGACCUAUAGAGUGGACACAGUCAUCAACCUCAAUGUACCUUUCCAGACCAUCAAAGAGAGGCUCACGUCUCGCUGGACUCACCUUCCCAGCGGCAGAGUCUACAACAUCGAUUUCAACCCUCCCAAAGUCCCUGGUUUGGAUGACGUGACAGGGGAGCCUCUGGUCCAGAGGGACGAUGACACACCAGAGACGGUCACACGCAGACUGAAGUCCUAUGAAAACCUGACAGAGCCCGUCUUAGAGUACUACAGGAGUAAAGGUGUGCUAGAGACCUUCUCUGGGACAGAAACCAACAAGAUCUGGCCACAUGUCGAGACGUUCCUCCACAGAAAACUCCCCUCCGUCCAACAGAAAGUCGCAUAGGCACGAGAAGGGUUAAAGUUUACUGGCAGAAACCAAUCUGUUUGCGACAUCCAAUCAGGUGCCACUUUCUGUGAAACAAGAGAAGAGCCAUCUGUGUAAUGAUAUAUUAUGAGGAGCAGGCUCAUACAGUUGAUGUCAGGAAGCGAUAGUUAGACUGCAGAUGUUGUUGGGAAAAACUCCACUGUUGCACUGUGUCGAUCACGUCUCUGAAUUUAGUUUGGCUAAACUCUCAGGACGCUUAAAAUCCUUCAAACAUUAGCGUUUAGACGUUUCACAGAUUGUCUCUUUAUUUAAUUAUGUGCCUUUAUAAAGCCAGGAGACGUCAGUGAAACGAAGAUCAAGGUCUUUAACAGCACAGUAUCAAGGUCACAUUCACAAGAAAUGUUGCAAGAUAGAAAUAGUUAUGUCAAGUCUUCUCUGGUGAAAGCAAGCAGCUAAAGAGUGGAGUGAUGUUUAGGUGUUCUUAUUGCAAACAUGAGUACUUUUUUUCAGUUGAUGGCAGCCACACCCAGCAAAAUGUUUUGAGAUAAAUUAGAGGCUUUCCUGUUUUCUCUUGCUUUGAAAGCAAUAACGCAUGUUCAUUUUGCCCCCGCACAACAAAGAUAUAAAUAGCUGCCUUAUCGGGACUGUUUGUUCAGGGUGACUACAGGUGUAAACAAGGUAAAUUUAAGACCUUUUUAAAUACAAUAAAUAUAAAAUGUAAUAUAAAUUAGCACUAGCAUGGGGUUAGUUUAACAAGACAGACUAAUUGCGGGAUAGAAAUGCGAAGAAGGGGCAAAAAUAGAGGCAUCGCACACAUACAGGUGUUGUGUUAAAGUCUGUUUCCCAGGCAAAUAGAGUUCCCCUCCUGUUAAAAUGUGUCCCUCCCUACUCUGGCAUACAGUCUUUGACACAACACUGAAUUCUUGCGAUGAUGUCACUAAAAAAAGUUUAAAGCUACAGCUGGUAACUUUUAUAUGAAUAGCUUUUUGUCAUAUUUGCGUAAGCUAUCCCAGGGGUCAGCAACCUGAAGCUCUUUAGCCCCUCUCCAGUGGCUCCCUGUUGGUUUGACAGACAAUUAUAUGGAAAUGAAUAACCUUUUUUUUAACAUUUCCAUUUAUUUUUGUAGGCUUGAAGUGAUUCUUACAUUCUUCAGCUGUAAAAAUGCGUAGCCUAUACACCCAUUUAAAAAAAUGUUUUAACAUUUCGUCAACUAAAAUAUGCGUCAUACAUCUGGCCUGGGGCCUUUUCCUCUAAAAACAUCACUAGCGAUGGCUACGGUAGCCUUGGGUCUUCCUAGCUCGGUUAGCUGUGGAUUCAAACUCCGAAAAGGGAAGUCUCAGGGAAAAAUAGAGAAGCUAAUAGUGCAUGGACAAAUUUGUUUGCGUUUAUCAGCAACGCUGCAAAGUUAAAGUACCAAAUAAUCAAAUAUAGCUCACUGCAGAGGAGCCACCUUGUGCUAAAACAUAUUAAUGAAUGCUCAAGUACAUUUAUUAUGAGGCUUAAAUAUGUUCUGCAGCUCCAGACAGAUUUUUUUUUUUUUAGCCGAAAAUGGCUCUUUUGAUAGUAAAGACUGCCGACCCCUGAGUUAUCCCUACAUCCUGACAGUAGGACAUAAGACAGACAAUCUGUAAAGAAAUCAUGUUCCUCUGCUUCCUCAUAGUGCUUCUAAAGGCAUUGGCAAGAAUCACUGCGCCUGAAUAAAUCAACUAAUCAGAGCCGAGUAAUCUCAUAACUGGCAGUCAGUUGCUGCUUGAAGUGUGGUCAAACUGUCAGACUAGGCAGCGUUGAUCAAAUGUGAAUCAAGAUUCUGUCACUGCAUUGCCUUUUUCUUUCCUUGAAUAUGUUCAGAAACAUAUUUUAGUGUACUGUUUAUCUGUGAUAUGAGAAACUUUGCUCUAGCUUGUGAGUGGUGCUCAGUUUUUGCUUGACUGUUUCCAAAAUGGCAGCUGGGUCGCAGUGCAUUCUUGCAGGAAGGCCAGGAACUAGAGGCAGAGGAACAUGAUUUUUUUUUCCAAAGAUUAUUUGUCUCAUGUACUACUGUCAGGAUAUAGUGACAGUUUAUCAAAUAUGAAAGUUAUUUUUUAUAAAAGUUACCACCUACAGCUCUAAGACUCACCCAUUUUUAAAUAGUCUUAAACUUGAAUCAUACUUCCUACUGCUUUUAUUGGUAAAUGUGUAUUUUAAGGACCUGUAGCCACCCUGUUUGUAUGCAUUAGGUAAUUACUAAAGGGAUUUGUGCCAUGCGCUACACAUUACUGUAAAUUCACUUUUGCACUAAAGUGCCUUUUGCUGCUGUGACAGGCAGCUCAGUGAAUGUAGUUUUUAAUGUUUUUAUGAACAUAAACCACAACCACACUCACUUUAUUGAACAUUUUUAAAGUUUUUAUUAAACCAUCAUAGUGUAACACUUUAUUUAAACCACCUUAAGUCUUAACAGCCUGUGAAAUAUGCCACAUUAUUUCCAUUUUAACCAGGCGUUUCAUGUGGUGACAAGGUCUUUAAGUGUAUACUGAUAUUUGCCUUUUCAAUGCCACUGGACAACUAAGAACCUAAUUUUAAAAAAUGUAUUAACUUAACACAUUUAAAGCAGAGUUUGUACAGGACUAUCAUCUUGUUCGAUGACAUCAUGGCAUUCAAGGCUGAUCAGCAGUUGUGUGUUUUUGCACUUAAGUCUUAAGAAUGUUAGAUCGUGUGAUAAGCAACAGAGACGCUAACUUGCCUCGAGAAUGUACUGUAGAUUUAUGAGUGAAUGUUUCCUGAAUUGUACUGUGUGUAUGUCUUAAAAACUUGAAAGCAAUGCUUAAAAGCACAUCUCCUCUUCAUAGACAACUUACAACUGUGUCGUGAGUAUUUAUUAAAAAUCACAAUAAACUUC
Messenger RNA from Epinephelus fuscoguttatus (brown-marbled grouper), 4224 nucleotides. It is a transcript of the gene ak3, whose product is annotated as adenylate kinase 3. The transcript has 6 exons. The record is from RefSeq and is a predicted model, not a curated record. Gene Ontology annotation, cellular component: cytoplasm; mitochondrion. Gene Ontology annotation, molecular function: AMP kinase activity; ATP binding. Bases 696 to 1367 code for a protein of 223 amino acids. Lineage: Eukaryota; Metazoa; Chordata; Actinopteri; Perciformes; Serranidae. Gene Ontology annotation, biological process: nucleobase-containing compound metabolic process.